Messenger RNA from Falco peregrinus (peregrine falcon), 2462 nucleotides. It is a transcript of the gene ATP6V1B2, whose product is annotated as ATPase H+ transporting V1 subunit B2. Gene Ontology annotation, molecular function: ATP binding; proton-transporting ATPase activity, rotational mechanism. The coding region runs from base 25 to 1536 and encodes 503 amino acids. Gene Ontology annotation, biological process: proton transmembrane transport; ATP metabolic process. The record is from RefSeq and is a predicted model, not a curated record. Gene Ontology annotation, cellular component: proton-transporting V-type ATPase, V1 domain. The transcript is spliced from 14 exons. Lineage: Eukaryota; Metazoa; Chordata; Aves; Falconiformes; Falconidae.
GGGGCGGGGCGAGCGUCGGGGAAGAUGGCGGCGGUGCGGGCGGUGCGCGGGCUGGUGAACGGCGCCGGGCCCGGCGGGCCGCGGGAGCAGGUGGCGGCCCUCACCCGCGACUACCUCUCCCAGCCGCGCCUCACUUAUAAAACUGUAUCAGGUGUGAACGGCCCCCUGGUUAUUCUGGAUCAAGUUAAGUUUCCUAGGUAUGCAGAGAUUGUCCACUUGACUCUUCCCGAUGGCACAAGAAGAAGCGGGCAGGUUCUGGAAGUUAGUGGCUCCAAAGCUGUGGUUCAGGUGUUUGAAGGAACUUCAGGUAUUGAUGCUAAGAAAACAUCUUGUGAGUUUACCGGGGAUAUUCUUCGAACCCCUGUGUCUGAGGAUAUGCUUGGCAGAGUGUUUAAUGGAUCAGGCAAACCUAUAGACAGAGGCCCCAUUGUUUUAGCUGAAGAUUUCCUUGACAUAAUGGGUCAGCCAAUCAAUCCCCAGUGUCGUAUCUAUCCAGAAGAAAUGAUUCAGACUGGCAUUUCUGCUAUAGAUGGCAUGAACAGUAUUGCCAGGGGGCAGAAAAUCCCCAUAUUCUCAGCUGCUGGCUUACCCCAUAAUGAGAUUGCAGCUCAGAUAUGUCGCCAAGCUGGCUUGGUGAAGAAAUCCAAAGAUGUGAUGGACUACAGUGAAGAAAACUUUGCCAUUGUGUUUGCUGCUAUGGGUGUGAACAUGGAAACUGCUCGGUUCUUCAAAUCGGACUUUGAGGAAAACGGGUCCAUGGAUAAUGUGUGUCUGUUCCUGAACCUGGCCAAUGAUCCAACCAUUGAACGUAUUAUCACACCUCGUCUGGCUCUAACAACAGCAGAGUUCUUGGCAUAUCAGUGUGAGAAGCAUGUGUUGGUCAUUCUGACUGAUAUGAGCUCCUAUGCUGAAGCUCUGCGAGAGGUUUCAGCAGCUAGAGAGGAAGUGCCUGGCCGUCGUGGUUUCCCAGGUUACAUGUACACUGACUUGGCUACUAUAUAUGAGCGCGCUGGGCGUGUGGAAGGCAGAAAUGGUUCCAUUACUCAGAUUCCUAUUCUUACCAUGCCCAAUGAUGACAUUACUCAUCCUAUCCCUGACUUGACUGGAUACAUCACUGAGGGACAAAUCUAUGUGGAUAGGCAGCUGCAUAACAGACAGGUUUACCCGCCUAUUAAUGUCUUGCCCUCCUUGUCUCGACUGAUGAAGUCAGCGAUUGGGGAGGGUAUGACCAGGAAGGAUCAUGCAGAUGUGUCCAACCAGCUGUAUGCCUGCUAUGCUAUCGGAAAGGACGUACAGGCUAUGAAGGCUGUAGUUGGUGAGGAAGCUCUUACCUCAGAUGAUCUUCUUUAUCUGGAGUUUCUGCAGAAGUUUGAGAAGAACUUCAUUGCUCAGGGUCCUUAUGAAAAUCGUACUGUUUAUGAGACCUUGGACAUUGGCUGGCAGCUUUUGCGAAUCUUCCCCAAGGAGAUGCUGAAGAGAAUUCCUCAGACAACGCUGGCUGAGUUCUAUCCUCGAGAUUCGACUGCAAAACACUAGCCACAGCUUCAUCUCUAACUCCUUGCUCUGUGAAAUGCUGUUUGUUUUCUUUUUUUCAUGUGUUGGUGUUUACUUGUCGCCCUUACAAUUAAGACCAAGAAUAGGUGACACUUGUGCCAGUGUUCCAAUGUAAAAACUGGUAGCAGUGUAAAAUAUCCCUUCUUCCAAAGCCUGGAUCUUCAGGGAGAUGUUUAGGCCAGCUCUUAUAAAUGUGCAAUAGCUAUCACAAAGCUUAUUCUUGGUGGUUUUUUUUCUUUGAACUGGACCUAUGGUAGACAUUUCGAGAGAAUGUCUGAGGCUUACCAGAAAUUGCAAAUCUUUACUUUCAAGCCAGGAGCACGUGGGUUAGAAAACAUCAAAGAGCAAAUGUGACUUCCUUUGUCCAAAGCAUCUGCUUGAUCUGGUUGUACGCAGUUGCUGCACUGCUGGCGGAACAGAUGGCACUCUGCUGUCCUGCUGUUGUGCCUGAAGACCAGGCUAAUAUGUGGAAAGCGUGGCGUAUGACAAUGUACCACUCUGAAAAAUGCAAGUCACUGGUUUUUAACUGUGGCUUAAGAUUGUUAAAGGUAUGCAUGAAGUGAAAAGCACCUAGCAUGCCUAUUGGUGCUCUCCGCUAGCAAAGGGUCUCUUUGGAGGCUGCAGGCCAGAGCAUUGCUACCUGAAGGUAGUAUGAUAAGGCUUAGUUGCUAAUGCAGAGGUUUUAAAUUGAAGUUUGCCGAAUAAGCUUCCUAAUUACCUUUUUCUUUUUUUUUUUUCCCCUUUUGAAUUCUGGAAAUGGCAGAGAGACAAAACAAUAGCUAAAGCAUUCCGAGAUUAGUAGUUUCCCAGUGGGCAAAACUAUUGGUAGUUCAAGGCUUUGUGCUGCUACUGAAGGAGAUUGAGAUGUAAAAAAAAAAAAAAACCAAAACCCAAAACAAAACAAAAAC